CUCGAACUUCCAUCUCAGCGUUCGGUAUCUCGACUGUGUCGGUGCUCUUCAGCCCCCGCUAUGGAAUUGAAUUUGGGACAGUAUGCGCUAUACAAGGAUGCUCUCGCCCGUCGAAUAAUACGUCUGUGCGAGGAUGGCUCGACCGCCUCUGAUGACCUCGAAGACUUCGCCGCCUACCUCGCCGACGAGACCUUCCCCAGCUUACCUUCCUCUCUUCGCGAAGCAACGUACGAAACGCGAGACUCAGUCCCCGACAUAGACGACCUUGUACUCGACAGUACUCCCGCUUCCUUCGCCGAUACGCUCAUAUCCUACGGCCUCGCAGAGGACACUGAGGGCGCUCUCGAGCUCUUGCGGAAGGCGAUUGCAGACUACGUGUCCGACGCAUGUGCGCCUCCGCCGAUAUGGUCGGCAACCCGCGCGCAUGAGUGCGAGAUGUGCGAGCGGCGGGUGCCGCUGACGUACCACCAUCUGGUCCCGCGAAGUACGCAUGCGAAGGCGGUCAAGAAGCGCUGGCAUCCGGAGAGCAUGCUGAACGCGGUCGCCUGGUUGUGUAGACCUUGUCAUACUGCCGUGCACCACGCUGCGUCCAAUGAGGAUCUCGCUCAGAAGUACUACACUAUAGACCUCCUCAUGGGGCGGGAAGACCUGCAGCGAUGGGCUCGCUAUGCGUCUAAGCAGCGAUUCGGCGUCCGACGUGGAUGAACUUGACCUUCGUCGUAUCUCAUACGAACAACCAUGUAAGGGUGACAAUAGGAGAAGAUUUGAUGGUAUCUAUAAUGCGGAUGGAUCCCGAAUUCAAGGAGUACA
Messenger RNA from Schizophyllum commune H4-8, 810 nucleotides. RefSeq lists its product as uncharacterized. The record is from RefSeq and is a predicted model, not a curated record. The coding region runs from base 61 to 705 and encodes 214 amino acids. The transcript has 2 exons. NCBI's taxonomy places the organism in Eukaryota, Fungi, Basidiomycota, Agaricomycetes, Agaricales, Schizophyllaceae.